UUGAUGACGCACUAGCGUCCGCUGCCAUAUCGUAGCGGGGACGGGAGUGGGAGCGAGCACGGAGGCACGCGCACGCGGUGUGGGCCGCGCUGUCGGUGACUGCGAAAGGUAGACGCUGGUGUAGGCGUAUGAGUCGCUCGCUGCGGUGUCACAACGCAUAGCAGCGCCGCUGCGGGCACUGCCAUCUGGGGAAGACAAAAAUUUGGAAGCGGCGUAUAUGGCCUGGAAGUGACCAUGCCGGACUCGAUGAGCGUCGGGACGCGAAUGACGGGGUUCUCGCGGCCCUCGAACCUCGCCGCCUCGCUGCCGCGCUUGAGCAGCAAACGACGACGCCUCCUCUGGCUUGUGCCCGUGUUCGUGAUCGUCCAGUUAGCGUUCUUCCAGCGACAGCAGGCCUCGUCCCAUGCGGCGCGCCUGGAAGACGGACAGCUUUUGACUUCGAGUCGACGACUGCUGCAAGACAGCAAGGGUCGACCGGAAUGCGUGCGGCCUUCGAUCGAAGACUUCCCUGGCGACUUCUUCACCCAGGAGGAGCGGCGACAAGGGGGCGUGGUCAUUCAUUUCAUCAUAGUCAUCUACCUAUGCGGUGUCCUGGGAUACAUCUGCGAUGACUACUUCGUUCCUUCUCUGGAGAUAAUUGCCGAAUCUCUUAACGUUCCAAGCGAUGUUGCCGGAGCGACAUUUAUGGCCGUCGGUACUUCGGCACCGGAGCUUUUCUCAUCGAUUAUAGGUUCUUUCAUAACAGAAGGCGACAUCGGUCUCGGCACCAUUGUUGGUUCGGCUGUAUUCAACAUUCUGGGAGUCACCGGCGUUGCAGGUCUCGCCGUGUGGAAAAACGAUGUCCCCAUAGACUGGUUCCCCAUCACCCGAGACUGCCUAAUGUACGGCAUCACAGUGCUGGCUCUCAUUGGUGUCAUCAGCAACAAUAUCGUUGAAUGGUACGAGGCCUUGGUCCUGAUCGUCAUGUUCGGUGCCUACAUCGCGGUGCUGUACUACAACUCGCAGAUCGAGUAUCUCGCGCUGCUUCAGGUUGAAGCACUAAGGCAGAGGUGGUUCCCAGGCACCGUGGGCCCGAAACCACCAAAGGGUAGCCGCAAGUCAGUCGCCGAGGAAGCAACGCCGCUGCUUGGGGGUGGCGACGAAGAGGCGCCUGCAGUGCCGACGGCUCGCUCGAGGAGGGACUCGGCUAUGUCCGCGGGAGAAGAGCGGCUGCGGCGAGACAGCGCUCUUCUAACCGAAAGUGUGUGCAAGAUUGUCGAGCAAGAGGAGCACGAGAGUGUGUGGUCGAUGCCUGACGAGGGCUCAGUCAGCCAGAUUCUUUGGGUGCUCUUCUGGCCCGCGCGGUUCCUGCUGCACUUCACGGUUCCGGACUGCAGGCGGCCGUCGAUGCGCAAGUGGUUCCCGCUCAGCUUCGUGCUAUCCGUGGUUUGGAUCGGCGCCGUGUCUUACGUGACCGUCUGGAUGGUCACCAUCAUCGGCUUCACCCUCGGCAUCCCUGACUCGGUGGCCGGCAUCACGCUUCUGGCUGCGGGUACCAGCAUCCCGGAGGUCUUCUCCAGUGUCAUCGUGGCGCGAAACGGACUUGGCAACAUGGCCAUCUGUAACCUCCUGGGCAGCAACAUCUUCGACGUGCUCUUCUGCUUGGGAGUGCCGUGGUUCUUCAAGGCCCUGUUCGCCUCGAGCUCUCACGAGGUGUUCAUCAACAGUGCCGCCAUGACGUACACGAGCGUAACGCUCCUGUCCACGGUGUUCAUACUGUUCCUCAUAUUCGCACUCACGCACUGGACGCUCAACUACAAAGUGGGCUUUGCCUGCGUCUUCAUGUAUGUCAUAUUCAUCGUGCUCGCAUGCAUGUACGAGCUCAACGUCUUCGGAGAGUUCAACCCACCGACCUGCACGUAGGUGGCGCGAUUGUCGCCGCCACUCGCGCUCUUCGACUGACGGUGCGCGCGCGCGCUGGACCCUGUUUGUUGGUACAAUGCGUCGUCCGAACGCUGCGGCAGUAUUUAAACGGCGUUAAUGUUUUGUAAUAUAACUACCAAAUGUUUCGUUUCUGGCUUGGACUUGCGUAAGUAAAAAGUUGCAGGCCACAUUC
Molecule: messenger RNA, 2095 nt
Organism: Dermacentor andersoni
Lineage: Eukaryota; Metazoa; Arthropoda; Arachnida; Ixodida; Ixodidae
Product: sodium/potassium/calcium exchanger 5-like
Biological process (GO): intracellular calcium ion homeostasis; calcium ion transmembrane transport
Cellular component (GO): plasma membrane
Molecular function (GO): calcium, potassium:sodium antiporter activity; calcium channel activity
Source: RefSeq, a predicted model, not a curated record